Molecule: messenger RNA, 2565 nt
Organism: Galleria mellonella (greater wax moth)
Lineage: Eukaryota; Metazoa; Arthropoda; Insecta; Lepidoptera; Pyralidae
Product: transmembrane protease serine 9
Exons: 14
Coding region: 165-1982 (605 amino acids)
Biological process (GO): proteolysis
Molecular function (GO): serine-type endopeptidase activity
Source: RefSeq, a predicted model, not a curated record
CGGGACUGCGGUCGCAACCAAACGCAUCUCCUCAGUUUGUGUUCGUUGGUGAUAGCGUGCGACAAGUUUAACAACGGUAUACGAUGCGCUAGCUGUGCGCGGAAUUCUGGAUUCGACAUUCAAAUUUGAAUUUUUUUCUAAUUGUUUUCAAAACUAUAGACAACAUGUGGAGGUGUGCUUCUAUUUUACUGUUUACGACAUUAACUUUCACUUGCUCUCAGGCUGACGUGGUUCGGGAUGCUCGAGGUGUAUUUACGAAAAACUUUUUUGGUGGUGUGUGGGGCAACCGGCCCCCACUCAUGGAGAACAAUUUACCGAAGACUACGUGCACCUGCAAAUGCGGUGAAAGAAACGAGGUGUCUCGCAUAGUUGGUGGUGAAGAGGCAGGCACGAAUGAGUUUCCGUGGAUCGCCCGUCUGACUUACUUUAAGAGGUUCUAUUGUGGUGGAAUGCUCAUCAAUGAUCGAUAUGUACUCACAGCUGCUCACUGCGUUAAAGGCUUUAUGUGGUUUAUGAUAAAAGUGACUUUCGGCGAACAUAACCGAUGCAACGCGACCAUCCGGCCAGAGACUCGGUUCGUCCUGCGCGCCAUUGCUAACAAAUUCAGUCUAUCAAAUUUCGAUAACGACAUAGCGUUGUUACGACUAAAUGAACGAGUGCCUAUAUCUGAUGCCAUCAAACCAAUAUGUCUUCCAUCUAACAAUAAUAACCUGUACGUUGGUGUGAAAGCGGUCGCUGCCGGGUGGGGCACUCUCACCGAAGAGGGGAAGGUGUCCUGCACACUACAAGAAGUCGAGGUACCCGUCAUCAGCAAUGAAGAUUGCAGGAAAACCAAGUAUACAGCAUCGAUGAUCAGUGAUAACAUGCUUUGCGCAGGAUAUCCGAAAACUGGAGAGAAGGAUUCGUGUCAGGGUGACAGCGGCGGUCCACUUAUAACUGAGAGAAAGUACGACAAACGCUACGAACUAAUAGGCGUCGUGUCUUGGGGCAAUGGAUGCGCGAGAGUUGGUUAUCCAGGCGUUUAUACAAGGGUUACCAAUUAUUUAGAUUGGAUUCGAGAAAAUACGAAAGAUGCAUGUUAUUAUUCUUUAAUAUUCAUUUUAGCGUUUGUGUCUGUGGGACUUUCAAUGAAUAAGGAUGCACUACAAGUCACUGAAACUUCAUUUCGAUCACCUUUACAGUUUGAUUACUUUGCAGAAAAAAAAGUUCCAGACUGUCAAAAUUGCGGUUGUGGUGACCGCAACGAAGAACUGCGGGUAGUGGGUGGUGUUGGAUCUAAUAUGAACGCUUACCCAUGGCUUGCCCGACUCAUUUACCAUAAAUCCUUUGGUUGUGGAGCUUCGUUGAUUAACGACCGAUAUGUCAUAUCCGCCGCGCAUUGUGUGAAAGGUUUCAUGUGGUUCAUGUUUCGAGUAACUUUUGGUGAACAUAAUCGCUGCGAUCGCACGCCGCCACCAGAUAGUCGCUUUGUGGUAAAGAUAAUUGCCCAUAAUUUCUCCUUGACAACCCUAAUGAAUGACAUCGCCUUGAUACAUUUGAAUAAGCCGAUUACUUACUCACAUGCUGUAAGGCCUGUCUGCUUACCCACAAAUCCAGAUAAAGAUUAUGUAGGUACCAUGGCCUUAGUCGCCGGUUGGGGGGCGACAGGAGAGACUGGGAAUUGGUCAUGUACAGUUCUAGAAGCAGACCUGCCGGUACUUAGCAAUGAAGUGUGUCAAAGUACUAAUUAUAAUGCUUCCAAAAUCAAAGAUGUCAUGAUGUGUGCUGGAUAUCCCGCUACAGCGCAUAAAGAUGCUUGUACGGGUGACAGUGGUGGUCCUUUGGUUGCAGAAAAUAAGGAUCAUGCAUAUGAAUUAAUAGGUAUCGUAUCCUGGGGCUAUGGUUGUGCAAGAAAAGGUUAUCCGGGAGUAUACACCAGAGUAACCAAAUACCUGGAUUGGAUUAGAGACAACACUGCAGAUGGAUGUUACUGUAGUUAUUAAGACGUUAUUAUAGAUUAAUAUAUAAAGGAUAAAAAAAUAUUACUAUCUAUGGCUAUUAAAUUGAAAGAGGCAAUUAUAUUCAAAAUAAAUGUAAUAUAGUUAAAUAGAAGUGAAAGCGAACAAAUUAAAAGAAGAAGGAACUACUUCAGAACUUCACUGUUAAAAUAAAAAAGAAAUAUUUUCAUUUGUUUGAUAUUUUUAUAAGAUCUAUAAAACGAUAAGACUGCAACGAGACAAAAAGGAAGGGAGCUAAACAAUAAUAUGAUUUUUAUGGGUUCCUUUACCUGUAAUCUUAAUCCACUAAAUUCUUUUUAAAUGAGCAUUAUAAAUUAGUUAAUAUUUCACUACCUGGACUAGUCUGUGUGUCAUAAAAUCAUAACUUGUACAACGAACUUCAUGAAAUUUGAAGAUGUAAUUCGGUAGCUAGAAAGACGAUAGUAAUCAAUACUGAGAUAGAAUUAAAAUAUAGUGAAAUAAUAUAUGACGAGUAUAGAGUUUUAUCUAUUAGUUAAAUUUACACACAACAUUUUGUUCGUUUAUAUAAAAGUAUUUUAUGAAAUAUAUUAUAAUAUAGCAAACAAUA